GUCGUGUCAACCAGCCGACCUACGACGUCUACAACACCAACGCUAGCUAUCAGCAUUCUGGUGUAGAGUCUUACGAGAACCAUCCACCCGUCUCGUACGACCGUACUCCUGCCCGCCCCCAGCUCAACGUCUCGUACGACCAGGCUUAUCAAGCUCCCCCUCUCGACACCUACGUCGGCUCUUCUCAAAGCCAACGUCCUUUGUCUGUCGAGCCAGCCAACGCUCCUUCCCAAGUCCAGACUCUUAGCACUACUACUGUAGUUGAUCAUCCCCCAGCUCGCAAGAUGGGAUACUACGACGACAACGGUAACUACCACUCCUUCCGUCGUGGUGUGGAACGCGCUGCCGACCGCAUCAUGCACCCUUUCCACCACCAUGAUCAUCAUCAUGGUGAACAUCAUCAUCAUCAUGAUCAUGACCGUCAGGAUGUCGCCGUUGCUGACGAUCGCGGUCCAGUUUCCCGUGGUGGUUCCCGCCAGGCCAUCCGCGUUGUUGAGCCCCGCAGCGGCGGUCGCAAGAACGCUGACACCGUGCCCAUUCCCUGCAACUUCAUUCGCAUCGGCGACAUCUUGAUCCUCCAGGGCCGUCCCUGCCAGGUCAUCCGUAUCUCCGUGUCGCCCCAGACUGGCCAGCACCGUUACCUCGGUGUUGAUCUCUUCACCAGCCAACUGCAGGAGGAGUCCAGCUUCGUCUCCAACCCCUCUCCCUCGGUUGUCGUCCAGACCAUGAUUGGCCCUGUCUACAAGACCUACCGCAUCCUCGACCUCCGUGAUGGCGAGAUCGUCGCCAUGACCGAGACCGGUGAUGUCAAGCAGGGCAUCCCCGUUGUGCGCCAGGGCGACCUGUUCAACCGCAUCAAGGACGCCUUCGAGGACGGCCACGGCAGCGUCCGUGCUCUGGUCAUCAACGAUGGUGGUCGCGAGCUCGUUGUGGACUACAAGGUUAUCCAGUCUUCCCGUCUGUAGAUCAUUUACCCACUUUGGUUUAGCCGAUACCUGGUUAAGGUUAGUUUAUCCGCAACUCAUUUCGUUGGGUCAGGGGUAUUGACGUCACAGAAAUC
Molecule: messenger RNA, 1060 nt
Organism: Aspergillus caelatus
Lineage: Eukaryota; Fungi; Ascomycota; Eurotiomycetes; Eurotiales; Aspergillaceae
Gene: hexA
Product: putative Woronin body protein HexA
Exons: 1
Coding region: 285-965 (226 amino acids)
Biological process (GO): positive regulation of translational elongation
Molecular function (GO): ribosome binding; translation elongation factor activity; RNA binding
Source: RefSeq, a predicted model, not a curated record